Messenger RNA from Pteronotus mesoamericanus, 4452 nucleotides. RefSeq names its product trichohyalin (gene TCHH). Gene Ontology annotation, molecular function: calcium ion binding; transition metal ion binding. Lineage: Eukaryota; Metazoa; Chordata; Mammalia; Chiroptera; Mormoopidae. The record is from RefSeq and is a predicted model, not a curated record. Gene Ontology annotation, biological process: intermediate filament organization.
AUGUCUCCACUUCUGAGAAGCAUCUUUGAUAUCACUGAAGUUUUCAAUCAAUAUGCCUCACAUGACUGUGAUGGAGCAGCACUAUGCAAGAAAGACCUGAAGAAUCUCCUUGAAAGGGAAUUUGGAGCUGUCCUUCGGAGACCACAUGAUCCUGAAACGGUAGAUCUGAUCCUGGAACUUCUGGAUCGCGACUGUAACGGGCUUGUAGAUUUCAAUGAGUUCCUCCUGUUCAUUUUCAAGGUGGCUCAAGCUUGUUAUUAUGCUCUCGCAGAGGCCUCAGGGUUAGAGGAGAAGGGAGCCAAGAGUGAGGGAAAGAGGAACUCAUUACAAGACCGCAGGCAAGAAGGCCAAAAGAGGUUUGAGCCCCGGGAGAGACAGCUGGAAGAAGAACGCAGGCAGAAGAGGCAGCAACAAGAGAGGGAGUUCGCUGAGGUAGAAAAGGAGAGGGAGAAGCAAGAGAGGCAUGAGCACUGGCUGCAAAGGCGAGAAUGGGAAGCGCGCCUUGAGGAGGAAGAGCCGCUGCACAUGCGUAAGGGGCGGAAGUUUCCUGACGAAGAGAGCAGGCGAGAAAGGCAGGAGCAGCGACAGCGCCAGGAAGAGGAGCAGUUAUUCAGGCGGGAACGGCAGGAGCUGAAAAGGGAACUCCUGGAGAAGGAAGAGCAGCUGCAAAGGCAGAGACAAGGGCGCCAGGAGCGCUUGGAGCAGGAGAGGCGCCAGCAGCAGCUCAGGCGGGAGCAGGAAGAGAGGCGUGAGCAGGAGCCGAUCUUAGAGCAGCUAAAGCGUGAGCAGGAGGAGAGGCUCGAAGAGGAGGAAAGGCGCCAGCAGGAGCUAAGACGCAAGCAAGAGCUGAGGCGCGAGCAGGCGCCACUCGUGGAGCAGCUGAAGCGCGAGCAGGAGGAGAGGCGCCAGCAGGAGCGGAGGCGCGAGCAGGAGCCACUCGUGGAGGAGCUGAGGCGCGAGCAGGAGGGGAGGCGCCAGCAGGAGCGGAGGCGCGAGCAGGAGCCACUCGUGGAGGAACUGAGGCGCGAGCAGGAGGAAAGGCGCCAGCAGGAGCUAAGACGCAAGCAAGAGCUGAGACGCGAGCAGGCGCCACUCGUGGAGGAGCUGAGGCGCGAGCAGGAGGAGAGGCGCCAGCAGGAGCGGAGGCGCGAGCAGGAGCAGCUCUCGAAGCAGCUGAGACGCCAGCAGGAGGAGAGGCGCGAGCAGGAGAGGCGCCAGCAAGAGCGGAGGCGCGAGCAGGAGCCGCUCUUGGAGCAGCUGAGGCGCGAACAGGAGAGGCGCCAGCAAGAGCGGAGGCGCGAGCAGGAGCCGCUCUCGGAGCAGGGGAGGCGUGAGCAGCAGCUGACUGAGGAAGAGGUACAGCUGGAAGAGGCCCGAGAGCAGGGCGAGAGCCGCACCUUAAGGUGGCAGCGGCAGCUGGAAAGCGAGGCCGACGCCCGACAGAGCAGUCUAUUCGAGGCCCCGCAAGCAGGAGCAGCAGAGGCGCCUCCAGGACGCGAGGAGGAUGCCCUGCGGCCGAGCCAGACCCUCCGAGAGGAGCGGGAGAGGCAGCUGCGCCAGGAGGAGGAAGAGCAGCUUCGCGACCUCAAGUGGCAGUGGCAGGCUGAGCAAGAGAGUGAGAGGCGCCGCCAGAGGCUGUCGGCCAGGCCCCCAUUGCGGGAACAGCGGGACCGGCAGCUGAGGGCGGAGCAGCGCCAGGAGCCUGAACAACAACUUCGAGAGGAGCUGCGCAGACAGCGACUCGAGAGGGAGCAGGAGCAGCAGUUCCGCGAGGAGGAACAGCUUCAGGAGGAGUACCUCCAAGAGGAUCAGGAGAGGGAGCGGCGCCAGGAGCUGCGCUGCGACCAAAAAUGGAGAUGGCAACUAGAGGAGGAAAGCCAGAGACGCCGCCACACUCUCUACGCCAAGCCAGCUCAACGCGAACAGCUGCAGCGCGAGGAAGAGCAGCUGCAACGGGAGAAGAGGCUCCAGGAACGGGAGAGACAAUAUCGGGAGGAAGAGCAGCUGCUGCGGAAGGAAGAGCAGCUGCAGCAGGAGGGAGAGCAGCUGCAGCGGGAGAAGAGGCUCCAGGGACGGGAGAGACAAUAUCGGGAGGAAGAGCAGCUUCAGAGAGAGGAACUUGAGGAAGGUAGACGCCAAAAGCAAGAGAGACAGUAUAGGGAGGAAGAGCAUCUGGAGAGAGAAAAGAGGCGCCAGGAGCGGGAAAGACAGAAUGUGGUGGAGGAGGAGCAGCUGCAGCAGGAAGAAAAGCAGCUGCAGAGGGAAAGAAGGCGCCAGCAGCGUGAUAGGCAGUAUCUAGAGGAGGAGGCGCUGCAGCACCGGGACCAGACCCAGCAAUUCCAGGAUGAUAAUCAGCGCCGUGAUCUGAAAUGGCAAUGGCAACCAGAAGAAGAAAAUGAAGUUCGUAAUUACAGGGUUUACUCCAAACGCAGAGAGAAUGAAGAAAAGAUCCGGCAAUUGGAAGAUUCCCAAGUGCGAGAGAGGCAAUUCCAACAGGAUCAAUGGCCGCUGCAGGAUGAACAGGAAGAGAGAGAGCAAGAGAGGAGGGGCUGGCAGCAGCUCGAAAGGCAGUUACCAGCCGAAGAACUGCUGGCGCUUGAGGAGCAAAAGGGAGCCAAAAGGCGAGACAGGAAGUUCCAGGAGGAAAAGCAGCUGCUAAAGGAGGAAAGAGAGGAGAAACGCCUUCAGGAAGACAGAAAGUUCCGUGAGGAGGAACAGCUCCUGCAGGAACGCGAAGAACAGCAGCUGCUUCGCCAAGAAAGUGACAGAAAGCUCCGUGAGGAAGUGCAGCAGCUGCGCCGCCGGGAACGCGAGCAACAGCUUCGCCAGGAGCGCGACAGAAAAUUCCGUGAGGAAGAACAGCUCCUGCAGGAGAGGGAGGAACGGCAGCUGCUUCUCCGAGAAAGUGACAGAAAGCUCCGGGAGGAAGUGCAGCAGCUGCGCCGCCAGGAACGCGAGGAACAGCUUCGCCAGGAGCGCGACAGAAAAUUCCGUGAGGAGGAACAGCUCCUCCAGGAGAGGGAAGAACAGCUGCUUCGCCAGGAACGCGAAAGAAAGGUCCGCGAGGAGGAACAGCUCCUCCAGGAGAGGGAAGAACAGCUGCUUCGCCAGGAACGCGAAAGAAAGGUCCGCGAGGAGGUACAGCAGCUGCGCCGCCAGGAACGCGAGCAACAGCUUCGCCAAGAGCGCGACAGAAAAUUCCGUGAGGAAGAACAGCUCCUGCAGGAGAGGGAGGAACGGCAGCUGCUUCUCCGAGAAAGUGACAGAAAGCUCCGGGAGGAAGUGCAGCAGCUGCGCCGCCAGGAACGCGAGGAACAGCUUCGCCAAGACUGCGACAGAAAAUUCCGUGAGGAAGAACAGCUUCGCCGCCAGGAACGUGACAGAAAAUUCCGAGAAGAGGAACAGCUCCUCCAGGAUCGGGAACAGCUCCUGCAGGAAAGGGAAGAACGGCAGCUGCGUCGCCGAGAGAGCGGCAGGAAGUUCCUCGAGGAGGAACAGCAACUGAGCCGCCAGGAACGCGAGCAACAGCUUCGCCAAGAGCGCGACAGAAAAUUCCGUGAGGAAGAACAGCUUCGCCGCCAGGAACGUGACAGAAAAUUCCGAGAAGAGGAACAGCUCCUCCAGGAUCGGGAACAGCUCCUGCAGGAAAGGGAAGAACGGCAGCUGCGUCGCCGAGAGAGCGGCAGGAAGUUCCUCGAGGAGGAACAGCAACUGAGCCGCCAGGAACGCGAGCAACAGCUUCGCCAAGAGCGCGACAGAAAAUUCCGUGAGGAAGAACAGCUUCGCCGCCAGGAACGUGACAGAAAAUUCCGAGAAGAGGAACAGCUCCUCCAGGAUCGGGAACAGCUCCUGCAGGAAAGGGAAGAACGGCAGCUGCGUCGCCGAGAGAGUGGCAGGAAGUUCCUCGAGGAGGAACAACAACUUAGCCGCCAGGAACGCGAGCAACAGCUUCGCCAAGAGCGCGACAGAAAAUUCCAGGAGGAGGAACAGCUUUUCCAGGAAAGGGAAGAACAGUUGCGCCGCCAGGAACGCAACAGGAAAUUUCGUGAUGAGGAACAGCUCCUCCAGGAACGGGAAGAACAGCAGCUACGCCGCCUAGAAGAGAAACAGCAGCGGCGGGAGGAUCAAGAACUGAGGCGCCUGCAGGAGCUAAACCAGCAGUACCGAGAAGAGGAUCCAUUUGUCCAGGAGGAGAAGAGGCGUCUUCAGGAACAGGAACUGCGGCAAGAAGAGAAGAGGCGCCGCCAAGAGCCGGAAAGGAAAUUCCGGGAAGAAGAGCAGCUCCACCGCCAGCAGGAGGAGGCGCGGAAGCGUGGCCAAGUCUGGGAGGAAAAAGACGAGGGCUGUCAGCAGAUUCUGGAGUCUGGCAAGCGUCAGUUUGCCAGUGUCCCGGUGCGCUCCAGCCCUCUCUAUGAAUACAUCCAAGAGCAGAGAUCCCAAUACCGGCCAUAA